Messenger RNA from Ilex paraguariensis (yerba mate), 477 nucleotides. The record is from the annotation of a GenBank genome assembly. Lineage: Eukaryota; Viridiplantae; Streptophyta; Magnoliopsida; Aquifoliales; Aquifoliaceae.
AUGUAUGUUUACAGGGACAGAGAGAGGAAAGUGGCCAGAUACAAUGAGUUUCGUAGGGCCCUCCUACUGAUUCCCAUUUCUAAAUGGGAAGAUCUGACGGAUGAUGAUGAAGCAAUUCAAGCACUGGAAGAAGUCUACGGUGAUGAUGUGGAAGAGCUUGACCUGCUAGUAGGGCUCAUGGCAGAGAAGAAAAUCAAGGGGUUUGCCAUCAGUGAAACAGCCUUUAUCAUAUUCCUUAUAAUGGCAUCAAGGAGGCUAGAAGCAGAUAGAUUUUUCACGAGUAAUUUCAAUGAGGAGACAUACACAAAGAAGGGUUUUGAAUGGGUUAACACCACAGAGAGCCUCAAACAAGUAUUAGAUCGACAUUACCCCGAGAUGAUAGAGAAAUGGAUGAACUCCGCUAGUGCAUUCACAGUGUGGGACUCUCCGCCAAACCCUCACAAUCCCGUGCCACUCUAUCUUCGUGUUCCUCAUUGA